GGCCGAGCCGAGCCGUGGCAUGACGCGCUCCCAGAGCGCGCUGCCUGCCUACCACCGCUCGCCCAGUGUCAGGGCUGAUCUGCCGGAGCGGUCCCGCAGCGUGCUGGAUCGGCCGCGCGCCGACGGCAGGGUGGUGAAGAAGAGGUCCACCAGCCUGGACGACGUGCGCGGCGCGAGGAAGCUGCCAGAGCCCAAGGUGUACCACGUCUACCUGCUGCAGGAGGGCUCGCCGUUCCAGCAGCACCUCCGCACCGCUUGGAUGAGCCGCCUCAUCAGCCGGACGCAGGCGAUCGAGCAGUCGGACCCCGAGAGUCCGACCCGGAUCGACCCGCAGCAGCUGGACCAGCUGUUCGAGGACCUGCGCGCCGACCUGCUGACCUCAUCCGAUCUCGAGCAGAAGUUCAACCUGGUGCGAGAGCUCAAGAUCGGCGCCGCCGAGUACAAGCGCGUGCGCCGUCUCUUCUGGAAGGACGGCCGCCUGUUUGACCUGCUUACCUCGGAGCUCGCCGCCUAUCUCGUGUCCACGAGUUCGUUCGACCCAGCCGAGGACGACGACGAGGAGCAGGGACUGCGAGACCGCGAGGACGAGCUCGACCUGGUCGUCCUGCUGAUGGAGACAUUCGGCGCGCUCCUCCGCGACGCUGAGACGAUCCCGCAAGCCGUCAAGAUGCUGCAGCACGAGAAGGGCGCCCGGCUCACGCGGCUGCUGCGCGCGCUCAUGAGUCAGCCCUGGGUGCCGGGCCGCUACCUCAGCACCGCCAAACACAUGCUGGCCGACUUCAGGGAGUUCGUGGGCGCCGGCUGGGACAACCUGCCCGAGGCGGAGCUGAUCAAGCUGCUGGCCGAGGUGACCAACACCUGCUCGGGCACGCUGUACGAGCUGCUGCAGGUGCUGCAUCACGUGGACCCGAGCGGCGCCGCGCUCCGCCAGGGCCUGCACAAGAUCAACCUGGAGCAGCAUCUGACGGUGGCUGUGACGCAGCUGCUGGCCUUCCUGUACCCGGCCAGGGCCAGCACGUGGUCCCCGAGUGAGGCUGUGCUGGUGUACCAGCACCUGAUCGUGCUGCAGACUCUUGUCCGGCAGCUCCCCGGCACGCUGAGCUUCAUACAGCGCAACUUCACCGAGGAAUUCAGAUACUAUGUGAAUACGGUGGUGGUCGGCCACAAGCUGCCUGAGACCUACCCCAUCCGGCACCAGCUGCUGCAGGUGAUGGAGUCACUGGCCAAAGGAAUCCGUGUGCGAAACUGCUCGGCGUUUUCCGCCCAGCCCGACCCCCUCAGCCACGGUCGCAUCCAGGCUUGAGAGGUCGCCCACGCCCGGGGCACGGCACAGCAGAGUGAAUGCCUUGUCUUGAGCUCGCGUCCGAGACCGGAGAGCACGCCCAGAGGAGCGCGCCGUCGGGGCGCCCGGGGUGCCACCGUGCUGCAUGGUCACGUGACGCCCAGGCGCACGGCUGGUAGCAUUUGGACACGAGACGGGUCGAACUUACGUGGAACUGCGGAGAGGAAGCCCCGCGGCGUUUUCGGUCGUUGUUGGGGAUCGUGGGAAUGUGUGGGUGAAGAAAACUCGCAUAUCUGCAGCCCCGCCCCUUUGGUUUAUUCGCUUGGUGAAGCGACGCUGUGCACGGUGCGCGGGACGUGUUUGCGGCUGGAGACAAGCCCGUUUAUCUUGAGACUUUUCAGCAGGAUGACCUAAGCGUCCCAUUAGUGGCCGAAAGUCUCUGCGAGACCCGGCCGACAGUGCCAGAGCCCCCACGGAGCCCGCCGCUGCCUUGUGCCGCUAUGGCGACGCGUGGAACAACCGCAUAGAAGUGCGCUGGCUUGAAAUUUCUCUGCAAAGAUCUUAGUGCCUCGCGCAUGUCCGCCUCGUCUGGUGUGAUGGAUGACCUAUGCUAUUUUCUUGUUGUUGGGUGGCGGAUACGUGACUCCUGCACGCGGUGACCUGGCUCCCGUUGACGUUGCACCAGCCGAUGGAGGACGUUUGACGCUAUUAUUGUUGCUGGCUCGACGUGGUGCCCGGACGCGCUCCACGCUCGCCAGGUUUGGUGAUCGUGAUAGUGUUGUGCCAUGAAUACACAGUUGUUGCAGACUC
Pollicipes pollicipes is the source of this 2092-nucleotide messenger RNA. RefSeq lists its product as uncharacterized. NCBI's taxonomy places the organism in Eukaryota, Metazoa, Arthropoda, Thecostraca, Pollicipedomorpha, Pollicipedidae. The transcript is spliced from 8 exons. The record is from RefSeq and is a predicted model, not a curated record. Bases 20 to 1303 code for a protein of 427 amino acids.